Molecule: messenger RNA, 2717 nt
Organism: Gilbertella persicaria
Lineage: Eukaryota; Fungi; Mucoromycota; Mucoromycetes; Mucorales; Choanephoraceae
Product: fungal-specific transcription factor domain-containing protein
Exons: 3
Coding region: 105-2717 (870 amino acids)
Biological process (GO): DNA-templated transcription; regulation of DNA-templated transcription
Molecular function (GO): DNA-binding transcription factor activity, RNA polymerase II-specific; zinc ion binding; DNA binding
Source: RefSeq, a predicted model, not a curated record
AUUAUUUUUUUUUUGUUAUUGUUGUUGUUGUUGGACGUGCGUAUGAGUAUAAAUACUUUUUUCUCUUUCUCUUUCUUUUUCUUUAUUCCUUAUUCAGUUUAAAAAUGUCUACAAGUAGUGACGAAGCAGCAAAUAAAAGGCAAAGAGUAAGCCGUGCAUGUGACCUCUGUAGAAAGAAAAAGAUAAAGUGUAAUGGUGAAUCUCCCAUCUGCGGUAACUGCAAAGCAUUUCACUUGGCUUGCUCUUAUAAAGAUACAACAAAAAAAAGAGGUCCCCCUAAGGGUUAUAUUGAAGCCAUUGAAAAUAGACUGCAUAAACUAGAAGGGUUUCUGCAUGACAUAGCAAAUGAAAAUGACCCAAGAACAAUAGAGCUCCUUCAGGAACUUCAAGCACCCUUAGAAACACCUACAGGGGAACAAAUCAAUACUCGCCCUCAACGUAGACAAAAACGUAGACAGACCAAGAAGGACCCUAUUGAUUCACCUAUCUCUGUCCUGUAUAGCCCCACACUCAGCCAUUCUGAAUUAGACAACACAAGUACGAUUGGAUCACCUUCUCCUCAUCAAGAAGGACUGGUUGGCUCAUUAACCAUGGAUGAAAAUGGCCUUGUUCGUUACCUUGGUAAAUCUUCUGGUUUCUAUCUCUUGUCCAAUAGCCGUACUUAUCAAAAUGGCACUUUCCAUUUCUCUGGUUAUCGUCAUAAACACAAAUCCUAUGAUGAGGAUGACAGCCGAUCAGAAAAACGCCAUGUCAUUGAUCCUCUUGAAUUGCCACCUAAGGAUUUAUCAGAACACUUGAUUGUCUUGUAUUUUACUCAUUUCUAUCCUAUCUUGCCAUUGUUCUAUAAGCGCAAAUUGGGAUGCGUCAAGUCGCCUUCAAGUCCUGUAUCGCCCUUGUUGCUGAAUGCCAUUUAUGCGCUUGCUUCUCGCGUAUCUCCCGAUAAACGUGUGCGAUCUGACCCUCAUGCACCUGACACAGCUGGCGAUAUCUUUUUUGAACGUGCGCGUUGUCUGUUAGAUGAAUACUAUGAUACACCUCGUAUCUCUACCAUUCAAGCCUUGUUGCUCAUGGCAAGUCAUCAGAUGGGUGCCAUGAAACCUGCUCGAGGCUGGCUUUAUAGUGGCAUGGCUUUUCGUAUGGCUCAAGAUUUAGGCUUGAACCGCAACUGUGACCAUUGGAGUAUCCUGCCUGAAGAACGGGAACGCCGCAAACGUGUCUUUUGGUGUUGUUAUGUUGUGGACCGUAUCACAAGUGCUAUCUAUGGUCGUUCGUCCAACUUUGAAGAACGCGACUGUGAUGUUCCUUUUCCGUCUGUUGACGAUGACGAGCCAAUCAGAUCCAAAGAAGAUUCAUCUAGACCUUCUGCAGGUCUUUUGCAAGUGUUUAUUGAAACCAUCAAAGUGUGUGAUAUCCUAGGCCAUGUGUUGAAGAAUAUUUAUUAUGUUAAGGCUAAAUACCAUACAACAGAUCCUCAGCACAUUGAUCAUAUCCUGACCACACUCAACCGGCAAUUGACCGAAUGGCACGCUCAUCUGCCUGAAGCCUUACAGUACCAGCCACCCAACACACAAAAUGGCGAAAAAGGGCCUGAUCCACCUGCUCCUAUUUGUCAGCUUCACUUGAUGUACUACACCACCAUGAUAUUACUGCACCGUUCAUUUAUCCCUGGACCCACACAAAAGCAGUUGCCUAUCUCACUACCAUCCUACAAGAUAUGCGAAUCAGCAGCCACCUCUAUACUAGACAUUGUCAAUAUUAUGCUGAGUGAAAACCACUUGAGGUACAUGUAUAACUUUUCAGUGUUCUAUGUGUUUACGGCUGGUAUCAUCUUUAUCAAACUUGCUUCGUCAGAUGACGCGGGAAGAUCGUUUGAUGCUAAACUGAAUGUGAACCGUGUGAUGCGUGCCUUGGAUGAACUAGAGAACACUUGGUUAAAUGCAGCUAGAUGCAGUAAUAUUUUGGGUGAAUUGGCCGGAUUGCGUGACAUUAAACUCGAACGAGACAAAUAUGUACCAAGACAGAUCAGCAAAUCAAGUCCUCCACCUUCUAUUGCUGUACCCAACUCACCUAUCCUCAGCACUACUGUACUACCUAAACAAGCAGAUGACAAAGACAUGACUUAUUCCUGGCCUCCUCAUCAACAAAUAUACAUGCACAAUAUCUCGUCUGUAAGGCAAUCUGUUCAGGACAACACAUCAAAAGAAGAAAAAGGUUAUUUUGACAUGAAGACUACACUUGAUCCAUUUGAAGCACCGGGUAUCAUUCCACAUUCUCAACCUCAAGAAUUUGAUCUUUUGGAAACAGCAUUUUGGGGCAUGCCAACUUCUUUAGAUACACACGAAUGGGAUGCUUAUUUUGGUAAUCUAACUAACCAACGACAAGAAAAGCAACAAGUCGAAUCUUAUUUAUUAUCCUCAGAUACAUCAAGUACAUUACAACAACAGGCUGCUUCUUUUAUGUUUACUUCUACACCACAAGAACACCAAAGACAAUCCUCAACGAAUUCUGCUACGUCUGCAGAUAUACCUCAUUCACCUUCUCAAAGUAUAUUAUUUGGUUUUAUGAACAAUAGACAACAACAACAACAACACCAACAACAACAACAACAACAACAACAAGAACCUAUUCUUGUUUCUUCACCUACAUCUAUGAUGCAACAUGCUUUCUCUCCUUCCUUAAAUACCCCACAUAAGCCUACAAAUGUUCUUUAUUGGUAG